Molecule: messenger RNA, 1683 nt
Organism: Ascochyta rabiei
Lineage: Eukaryota; Fungi; Ascomycota; Dothideomycetes; Pleosporales; Didymellaceae
Exons: 3
Coding region: 1-1683 (560 amino acids)
Source: RefSeq, a predicted model, not a curated record
AUGAAGAGAUCCGUCACGACCAUUCCCAGCAGCAAGAUGCUCGCUUACGCUGAUGACGACUUAAUCAGCCUCGCUGACUCUGUUCUUGAGAGCAGCGUGGUCGUCAGUCCCACUUCGGUAUCGAUGACAGCCAAUCGACGCAAGCCAGCACAGCGAGACAGCUUCUCCGACCUCACAGGCCUGAUGAAGGCCAAGAAGCCGUACACGCCUAUCCCACCAUCUUCGCCAAGAAUGCUAUUAUCGUUUGCGACCAAUGGCGUGCGAUUCGCCAGCCGCGUCGCCAGCGGCGGCAGCAUGGUUUCGCCUUUGGCACGACCUUACCACACCGAUGGCUCCGUAGCGGCGUAUCUACAAGACCAAGCUCGCUCGCCUACCUCGGACGUGACUGAGCCUACCUCAGAAUACAGACAGGAUGACCUGCGGCGCCUCGAAUCGAUUAUUCAGGAACUCAAGGACCUUCCCAUCGACGAUGACGACAACACGACUAUGCAUCAACCCGCUCAUACAACGUCUACAACCACCGCUGAGCCUCUCCUUCCCGGCUUUGAACCACUUUCCGUACGCGCUGGACCGAUCUCCCCACCCACACCAACCGAGUCCACCAGACCCAUGGUGCUGGAGGAAUCCGUGGUGCGUGUCACCAUGCAUGUUUGGGACGCCAUGCACAGAGAUCUGGAAGCACUCAAGAACGAGAAGCGGGUGCUGGAGACCAAAAUUGCGCGACUGGAGAAGCAGAAGGCUAACCAUCAUGUGGAGGAACACAACGACGAAGAGCUAACGCAGAUUGGCAAGCUUCAGUUCCAGAAUGAGCAGAACAAGACGCAAAAAGCAACGAUGGCUCGAGCUCUGUCGGAGAAGGACAUCCAGAUCAAAGAACUGCAGCUGGAGAUCAACAAUUUCAAGGACAGUAUGGAGAUCACGGCAAACGCAGUCAAAGACCACGCUGAUGCUAUUGCGCAACGCGACUAUCUCCAGGCUAUAUCGAGGGACGACGGAGAUGGUGCCUCAUGCCUCCUUGCCAACUUGACUGACGUCAAGAAUUGCGAGAUCGAAAGUCUGUCAAAAAAGAUGGACGACCUUCAGGAGAAACUUGAGGUCUCCAAGAUAGAACGCGGCGCGGUUGCCAACUCCAACGAACUCAAGGCUACAGCACAGAAUCAUCUUGAUCUACUCAAUCAGCGUGAAAAGCUACUUCGAUCCUCGCAGGAGAGGUACGCAGCCGAACAUACGAAGGUGGGCAAGCUUGAAGACGACCUUGAAGAUCUCCAGCAAAAGCUAAAUCAGGUUGGUGACCUGCAAGCCAUGCUCUGCGAAAAGAGCAGCGAGUGUGACCGCUACCGUAACCAGCUCAAGAACCAAGAGAAACGUGUCGAAGAUCACAAGCAGCGUGCUCUGCGUGCAUCCAACAAUGGAGCAGCUCUCCGCGGCGCUGCCCACUUGGUGAAGCCGCAUGCAAGCACCAAAUUUUCUGUACUUGCCCUUGGUUGCUCCGAAUGCUACGCCAAGAAUUUAUACUGCGAUAACAAGGCUCGCUGCCGCAGCUGCACGGAGAACAACGAGAAAUGUGCUCGCUGGCGAUGCAGUCUUUACCACAUUUUGGGUCAAUGCCCAGACACCCCAUGCCGUUUCCCUCAUGAUGAACAAGGCUGGCUCUGUCACGUUGAGCCGAGACCCCAGUGGUGA